UAAUAGUGUUAAGACGAACAAAAAUCAAACAGUACACAAAUUUUAAUACCUUUUCCUCGGCGUUCGGUAAUGUAAAUCGAUCUUUCGUUCGUUCGUUAUGCGUGUCCCGCUCAAGUCGCCGCUCGGUUUCGGUUCGGUUUCGGUGAGCGCGCGUCAUCCGCGCCAAUCCCACAAUUCGUACGGGGUUCGUACGCCCGGUCGCGGUCAAAAACACGAGAGCAACCAAACCGAACGGAUCGAAAAAAAAACCCCGCGCGUAAAGACGCGGAUGUGUAACGCAAAACCGACAAACCCGGACCACGGUAGGGAGUGGAAUGUGUGUAUCUUACAAAACAGAUUGGAUCAGCAAAGGGUGCAAUGAAGUGAAGUGAUUGUUUUCUUUUGAAAAUAAAUUUUUAACCUUACAAGCAAUCAACAUAAGCUGGAUUAAUUUGAAUUUGUGUUGCCUCCAAACAGCAGUGACGAACCCCUUUUCUUUUAAUCGACUGAAUCUGGAGUGUUUUGGUGUGGCCGGUACACAACUAACAGAAGCACUGGGCAGUGUUGAGAGGAAGAAGCUGAUUGAGUGAAUGAGUGCGUGAAGCUGGACCUCUUGUAUGGUAGUUCUGGAGGACCUUCUAUUCGUCAAUCAAGUUAAAAAUCAAGACAGGCGGUACAAUUCUGCACUUCAGAGACAACGCCAUCCAUCAAGCAUAUCCAUCAAGUAUCGAAACCAGCGUCGCCCAGUACGGGCCCAGUAACGUUUCGCCAUUACACAAUCAGGUGUGUACACACACACACAUACACCCAUCCUCACACACACUAAUACAAAAUGACAUGUGCGUCGGAUAGGGCCGGAACGGUACAGAUGGGACGUCGCCGAAGUCAGCAGCGGACGUGUCGGGGUAUUAUACCGACCACUACACUCGUGCUGCUCGCCAUCUUGCUGCAGCUAAUGGAUCUCGGCGAUGGGCCGGGUGGAGGAAGCGGUGGGACAAUGUUGGUGGGAGCGGCCUGUGAAUCGCGCAAAAGCUGGUGGGAUCCAACGAUCGGUGAGUGCGUACCGUGCCGUAUCUGUGCAGACCAUCAGGUCGUACUGAGACCCUGCCAGGACUAUAUGAACACGGUUUGCGGCACGAUGAAGGAUCUGACCGCAGCAGAUCAUCGCCCAUAUCCACACCUGCCAGAAGGUAACGGCAAUGGGAUUGGAUCCGUAGCCCGCACUCGCGAUCAUCACUGGAAGGAGGAACGCCGGAAAGAGGGUGAUGGUGUGGAGGGAUAUCGGCGUGUAGUGCCGGCCACUAGCACCGAGGAGAUCCUGUGGGACUGGCAGGUAGCGUCGCUGCUGCUCGCCAUCAUCGGAUGCUUGCUGUUCCUACUGGCAGCUGCCUGUGUCGCCCUCAACCAGAGUCGUCAAUGGCGCCGCAUCGAGAAACACUUUGACGCUGAUAUGGAAGCAUUAUCGGCACAGCUCGUAAACCAUCUGGCCAGUAUGCAGCAUCUCGAGAGUGGACCGAUACUGUUGGAGAACUUUGAUCACGGACGGCUCCGGAGUACCGGCCACCAUCCGAUCGAGGUCCGGUGCGUCUAUCUGGACCAGCUGCUCGAUGAGAAAUGUGCACAAAAGGCACUCAAUGUCCAGCCGACGACAGGCAAUCUAUACAUCGAGGAGUCGAUCGAUACACCCCGUGUCCAGCCACCAGUACCAUCCAUCCCUGUCCGAUCGGCAGCACCGCCACCGGUCAUCUCCCCACCGAUCUCCCUGAUACGGCACUACUAAUGUUCCGGAUAUGUGAUGCAGCACGAGCGCGUGUGUGGAUUCGUAAACCGGAUACGGGGACAGUCACCGGAAAAAAAGGCGGAAGGAAAACAAAAUCGAGCGCACUCUACUAUUAAGUCGAACGGAAGGUAUUAGAAGCUAAGUAAAACCAUACGAAUGCGAAAUUUUGAAUGCGGAACGGAAGAAGCGCCACAUCGUGUGUGUGUGUAGUAAGAUGUUUGCGUGCCUUAAGCUAACAAUUAUUUAAACUUGUACAAAGCCACGAAGCAGCUGGUAUAUAUGGUUGCGCACUUCCCAAUGAAGCUGUCGAUUUGUGUCCCGAGUGUGGAUACAGAGGGAUGAAGAAGGGUAAAAACAGAUUUAGGAAGUUAACCCAUAAUGGGUAACAAGAAGCAGAGAAAGAGAGAAAGAGAGAGAAUGAUAUAAGGAGAUUCAGUAAGAUAUAUUAUAGGAAAAGAUAUGUCUGUAAGUGCUAGUGUGUAUAGAAAACAUAACAUAAUCUUCCUAAUACAUCUUACACAGCGCUACAGCCUCUUCACACAUAUGCGCAGGUGUUUAAGUAUGCGUUUUUUAUUGUACAUGUGUAUCUGUCGAAAUGUUUUGCGAAACAGAGAUGCAACCCAACCUCCCCUACCAGAUCGUGCUGCAUAUCACCCGCACACGCACGAUUGCCGUACGUUGAUGGUUGUGCCUGUAUUCUUUUUUUCUUCCUUUCUUAUGCUAGUAAUAAUGUUUACGCCAUAAAUAACUAGUGCCACGCGAGAAGCAGGCGAGAAACAGGCAAGAAGCAGGCGAAAAGCAAGGCGAGAAGCAGGCGAAAAGCAAGGCGAGAAGGGGUUAGGAACGAGUCGAGUGAAAAUGAGACAAGACACAAAGCACAACAUAUGGACACGUACGUGUGCGUCCCUUUUUUAUAGUUCCCAAAAAUGCGUAUCACGAUUUGCGCACCGAAUCGAGUGGCAUAUGGAUGGAAACGGUGAGCAUGGGUUGGAGGGUAGCCCAUGUUAUUCGUGUAAUGUUUAGUUGAAAACCCCUAUCUAUCUAUCAUCAUUAUCAUUUUCAGAUUGUAAACCACGCACACAUACACAUCUAACAGAAGGUUUCUCAAAAUCAAACGCAUCGGAAUGUGCGUUUGCUACUUGUGAGCGUCCUUCACGCGCUGUAUUCCUCACUCCCGCCUGUUGGUGAAGUUUGCUCGGCAGAGUCGCAAACGGUCAUCUUUAAUCUAGAUUUGGUCAUGGUUUGCGCAUCGCCUCAAUGGUGCUGCUUGUUGCGAAUGUGUGGUAGAAGUUGCAGUUCCAUCAGCAAGUACCAUCUGCCAUGGACACUAACACGCCCGGCAUGGCCGAUCGGUGCUGCAACCCAAAUUGGACCACCCGACGGUGGUCGCCUAUCUGUCGGCGAUGCCCCCCCAUCACCGACCGGCGUCUGGGAACGAUUGCUCAUUGUAAAGCGUCAAACGUCACCAUUCAAAUGCUUUAAACGUACGUGCGCAGAAUGCUAAACCCGGGUUUUGGGACGGGCAAGUCACCGGAGGUGACAUUUGUCCAAAAAAAAAACGUUUGUCGCUUUUUUUGGGUUUGUCACUGUCGGCAAAGAGUACGCGGCUUCAAUGAAACCACGCAACAAUGUCACGUUCGGGAAGAAGUGUCUACUUCGAUUGCGUUCAUGUUUGGUUUCUUGGAUGCAUUAAUGGCUUUAGCUUCGCACAGGUGCGCUAGUAGCAGUCGUUGUGACCGUUUGACAUUAAACAUUUGGAAGCUCAAGUUGUCUAGCUGGUGAGAUACAGCAAUCUGGAUGAAGCAAUUCUUUGGAUCUUUUUGGAUCUAUCGCUAGGAUCCCACCAGCCCCAUGUAAUGUGUUUGAUAUCUUUGACAACCUCUAGAAGAAAAAGCCGUCAGAUUGUGUAGCCAUCCAACAUCCAGUCUUUACUUAGCAACAUACCAGACAGCAAGACUCCCCGGAAUAGGGUUUUUGUUUUCUUUUUUACUCCAUACUUUUGGUUCAAUUUCGGACAGCUUGUGUGCCUUCCAGGCGUCCAAAGGGACUUCUCCGUUUCACGAUACCGCACAAAAGUCCAGCUUCCUGGGCCCUCCUGUGUUACUUCGUGAAUUUGUCUACACAAGAACCUAUAAAAAAACCUCCAAAGGGUCAGGGUCGUUGUUGUUUUUUGUCCUGGCAAGCGGCCAACUGAAACACCGAAACCUAGCCAAGAAUCGAGAAAGGCUUUUGCUUGUAUGCAAGCUGUACGUCAAAGACGGGUAAAAAUUGAAACGCGAAUGUAUUAACACUAGAACGACUAACAUUUGCUGUAGAGAGGACAGUGCAGCAAAAAAGCGAAUUGCUAAUAGGAAAAGUAUAUAGCGCGUAACACAAUUAUACGGACAUUUAGUUUUUUUAGGGAUUUUCUUCAAUUUUAUUAAGAGAUACACAGAAAAAAAAUGUAUAUUUGGUGUGAAAUGAAAUUCUACGUCUUUGCAUAUUUUUUCUAUAUUUUUCGGCCACUAUUGCUCGAGUUAUGAAAUAAAAACUAUUUUUUUGGCCAGUAAAAAAGGGUCGGACAAAAAAAUGUUUUUAUUUUAUAACUCGCGCAAUAUUGGUUGGAAAAGUAUGAAAAAAAUAUGUUAAAAUGUAAAAAGAAAUUUACACAAAACAUAUGAACAUUAUUUUUAUGUAUUUUUUCGCAUUUCGGAGAAAAUCGCAAAAAACUAGAUGUCCGUAUAGUUAAAUUACGAAAAAAGUCCUAGUUUUUAUUUUAUAACUCGUGGUAUAUUGGUCUAAAAUAUAUGGAAGACACAUAGAAAGAUGUAGAAUUUUAUUUUACACAACUCAUGUGAACAUCAUUUUUAUGUAUCGCUUAAAAAAAAAGGAGAAAAUCACAAAAAACUCGGUGUCCAUAUAGUUGUGUUAUGUUUGUUCUUUGUUUUGGUUUUUAUUGCUUGAGAUGCGAGGAAAAAAGUUAUAUUCUAUAAGCACGAAUGAAUUCGAUUUAAUAUACUAUCUGUACAAGGCGAUAUUUGUUUAAGAAUUAAUAAAUAUACUGAAAAUGCGAUAAAACAAAA
Molecule: messenger RNA, 4821 nt
Organism: Anopheles funestus (African malaria mosquito)
Lineage: Eukaryota; Metazoa; Arthropoda; Insecta; Diptera; Culicidae
Gene: wgn
Product: tumor necrosis factor receptor superfamily member wengen
Exons: 7
Coding region: 812-1759 (315 amino acids)
Molecular function (GO): protein binding
Source: RefSeq, a predicted model, not a curated record